UUAAGUUUUGUGCGUUACAGCUUCUGAAACUCCGUCAUCAGACAGGUUUCAGGAUAACGCGGACGGACAGCUCUGCAUGGUUGGCUUCUCGCCAAUCUUAUUAUUUGUGCUAAGAUCAUCCUGCUAGUAUACCUCCCACUAUCCCCGGGUGGUUCGAGGUUAGCUUCCACUUCACUUGCAGAUCAUCUCGUUCAGUCUUGGAGGAUAUAUUCAGGGACGACAGGUUACAAGAUCAAGCAACUACUCUCAUUAUCAACACUCUCCUUUAGUUUUACAUAUCUGGCCCAACUAAUCAUACACGACCAUCAUUCGUCCGAAAAUCUAGGCGCUGUACUUUCUUUAAUAAUUGCCCUCACGCAGAGCACACACUCAUUCAGCUAGAGUAGACUUGCCGAUCCCUCCGCCAUCGCAUUGUCAAGCAAAAAAAUGUGGAUUUCAAAGCACAGGACGUGCAAUCGUUUUAUUCGUUUUGUUGUCUCACCGCUACUGGUUAUCACUAAGGCUUCAUGUUUGGUUGAUUCCCCAUCGGACCCUAGCGAACUUCAAGAAUCCUUUCAGCCAUCUUGGACCAACUAUUCAGCCUUUAUUGUAUUCGGAGAUUCUUACUCUGAUAAUGGUCAUCCUCGCUCACCGGAGGAUCAACCUUCGUUAGCCGCCAAACCCGCGGUUGGUGGGAGAUUUUGUGAUGGACCCGUUUGGGAUGAAUAUUUAGCACAAAAUCUUUCAAAUUCAGCGGAUUCAAACAUUACAUUCCUUAACUAUGCCUACAAUGGCGCUCACAUCAGGAACAAGCUAUCCAAUCAAUCCCCUUCACCCGUUCCUGACACAGCUGCUCAAAUCCAGACUUAUCUAACCGACCUUGAAAAAUACGUUCAGCACCCUAUCUCGGGAAAAGUAUUUGAGGGUAGGAUCCUCCACGCGCUAUGGAUUGGGAUCAAUCCUAUUUUAUCCAUCUGGAGGUCUGCGUCUUCUGGCAAUCAAACACUUAACGCAGACACCCUCCUAACACCCGAGCUUGCUGAGACACUCAACACACAAGUGGAAGAAUUCAGCAAGCAACUGCUUCUGCUUUCAAACAACCCCAGUCUCUCUAAGUUUCAGACUGAUUACAUGGUGAUGACCAUUCCACCCCUGACGAACACAGCCCUCGCUUUAAGCCAAUCUUCUCAAGCAUCGAAGGGAGAUGUUACUCUAGCUCAACAGUAUAUAGAAUUACUUGCACAAAUGACGGAUCACUUUAACACUAAAUUAGUCGAAGCCGUACAGAAAAUGACUCGUCAAUUCUCCUGGCACAAGAGGCGAAUCACUGUUUUUGACACUGUAGAUUUCUGGGACGAUGUUAGAUCGGCACCUCAGAGGUUUGGAAUCCAAUCACUAGGUUCCUGCUACACGGAUCCAAAUAAACCACCCUGCAAGAAACCGGACCUGUAUAUGUACUGGGACAUCUUGCAUCCCUCGAGUAUUUUCCAUGCUAAUUUGUCAAAUGCGAUAAUGCAAUUCCUCGAUGAACUCAACGAAUGAACAAUUCAAAACCAAAUCUUUUAAUUGCCUUAAGUUUUUGGGUAACACCAAACUGAUUUUAGAUAAUUCUCCUCAUUUGCAGCGGAUUUUCUUGUCUAAUAUCUUGACAAGACAGUAUAACCAGACUGAUUCCUCCCGCACGAUUAACCUGUACUCAAUUUGUAAACCUCAGGGGGAAAACAAUUGCUCCGAUUUCUCUCUAUGCGCUGUUUAGACAAAUUUUUUAUUACUUUUUCUGGGUUUUUCAUUUUUGCAUAAAUUGAAUCUUUACUAUGAGUGAUACUCUUCCAAGAGCUUACAAGAAGCAAAAAAUGCACUGAAAAGUUACCCAUGAUCGCG
This is a messenger RNA of Puccinia graminis f. sp. tritici CRL 75-36-700-3, 1860 nucleotides long. RefSeq lists its product as uncharacterized. The transcript is spliced from 10 exons. NCBI's taxonomy places the organism in Eukaryota, Fungi, Basidiomycota, Pucciniomycetes, Pucciniales, Pucciniaceae. Gene Ontology annotation, molecular function: hydrolase activity, acting on ester bonds. The record is from RefSeq and is a predicted model, not a curated record. Bases 427 to 1521 code for a protein of 364 amino acids.